AGUUCCCCGAGUCAUAAUAAAGCAAAAACCCAGAAAGAGAGAAGUCACAAGACAGUCGCUUCACGGCAUAUGAUCGAUCAAAUUAAUAGAGUCUAUUAAAGAUCAAAACUUUCAUCCAACUCCAACCUAAUUCCUCCACUCAACAAUUCCUCUUGCUUCCUUGUUCGAUCCCAUCUAUUAAACCCUAUUUGGAGCUUGCUGAAUUUGCAGAUUAUAGAAAAAGGUGAGAACUUGCUUUGAUUUGUUUUGGAGCAAAUUGAUCACGCCAAGUGUUUGAUAUAAUGGCUCACCCGAUUGGUCCAAGACUGUAUAGUUGCUGUAACUGCAGAAACCAUGUUGGACUUCACGAUGAUAUCAUCUCUAAGGCUUUUCAGGGAAGAACUGGGCGAGCCUUCCUCUUCUCCCACGCUAUGAACAUUGUAGUAGGGGCUAAAGAGGACCGGCAUCUUCUAACGGGUCUCCAUACCGUGGCUGAUAUAUCUUGUGCUGACUGUAAUGAACCAUUGGGUUGGAAGUACGAGCGAGCAUAUGAGACCUCACAAAAGUACAAGGAAGGCAAGUUCAUAUUCGAAAAGGCUAAGAUUGUCAAGGAAGAU
Camelina sativa (false flax) is the source of this 596-nucleotide messenger RNA. RefSeq names its product protein yippee-like At4g27745. Lineage: Eukaryota; Viridiplantae; Streptophyta; Magnoliopsida; Brassicales; Brassicaceae. The record is from RefSeq and is a predicted model, not a curated record.